This is a messenger RNA of Chrysemys picta bellii (western painted turtle), 1080 nucleotides long. Lineage: Eukaryota; Metazoa; Chordata; Testudines; Emydidae. The record is from RefSeq and is a predicted model, not a curated record.
AUGAACUCUGUUCAGAAGCCCGGUGCUAAUGAAGUGGUGUCCACUACACUGUGCUAUGAAGUAAAUGGUUCCUGCUCCAGAACGCUUCACUCCUUUGGCAUCCAGCUGGCCAUCUACAUGGCCUGUGCCAUGGGCAUGCUGCUCACUGUACUGGGGAACCUGAUGGUGGUGAUUGCAGUCUCCCACUUCAAAACCCUACAUACCCCCACCAACUUCUUACUACUCUCCCUGGCCCUUGCAGAUCUCCUCCUGGGGAUAACGGUCUGCUGGUAUUUUGGAGAUGACUUUUGUAGGCUGCAUACCUUUCUGGACACUGUCUUUUGUUUGACCUCCAUAUUUCAUCUGUGUUUUAUCUCUGUUGACCGUUACUAUGCAGUUUGUGACCCUCUGCAUUAUGUCACCAAAAUAACUAUCCCUGUGAUAGUAUUAUUUUUAUUAAUUAGCUGGACUGUCCCAUUCUUAUUGGCUUUUGGCCUAGUUUUCUCAGAGCUGAAUAUUGAUGGCAUUGAAGAAUAUGUGGCUUCCAUUGACUGCAGUGGUUUCUGUGUCUUCAUACUUAACAAGCUCUGGGGAGUGAUGGCUUCUCUUAUAGCCUUCUUUUUCCCAGGCACAGUGAUGGUGGGGAUCUAUGUCCACAUAUUUACUGUGGCAAGAAAACAUGCUAGACAAAUUGCUAAAAUCCCCAGGGCAAUAAAAUGUGUCUCUGAAAUGAAAAACAAAAUCUCCACAAAAAAAGAGAACAAAGCAACUAAGACUUUAAGUAUAGUCAUGGGGGUAUUUGUUUUUUGUUGGCUGCCUUUCUUUAUUCUUACGAUAGUUGAUCCUUUUAUUAACUUCUCAACACCUGAAGACUUGUACAAUGCCUUCCUCUGGCUGGGAUACUUCAAUUCUACUUGUAAUCCAAUCAUUUACGCUUUAUUUUAUUCUUGGUUUCGCAAAGCAUUUAAAAUGAUUGUGACUGGUACAAUCUUCAGACCAGAAUCCUCUACUCGUACUUUAUUUCCCACAAAUACUUAGUUAGCCAGGUAGGGCUUUUAUGAAUGGAUUAGCAUUAAUAGAUGCAUAUGCUAUUUCUGGAGA